UGGUUAUUAUUUAAUACCAUGUAGUUAUUUAAUAAAUACACAAGGAAAACAAAUAAUUAAUUUAUCAUUAACAAAACCAAUUGAUCAUGAUACUAUUGGUUUAUAA
Molecule: messenger RNA, 106 nt
Organism: Rotaria sordida
Lineage: Eukaryota; Metazoa; Rotifera; Eurotatoria; Philodinida; Philodinidae
Source: the annotation of a GenBank genome assembly